Priceomyces carsonii is the source of this 1086-nucleotide messenger RNA. It is a transcript of the gene KRR1, whose product is annotated as ribosome biosynthesis protein. The record is from RefSeq and is a predicted model, not a curated record. Gene Ontology annotation, molecular function: RNA binding. Gene Ontology annotation, cellular component: nucleolus; small-subunit processome. Lineage: Eukaryota; Fungi; Ascomycota; Pichiomycetes; Serinales; Debaryomycetaceae. Bases 1 to 1086 code for a protein of 361 amino acids. The transcript has a single exon.
AUGGUUUCUACUCACAACCGUGAUAAACCAUGGGACACGCCAGAUAUCGACAAAUGGGCCUUAGAUGAAUUCAAACCUGAAAAUAAUACUUCAGGAAUGCCCUUUGCAGAAGAAUCCUCAUUCAUGACAUUGUUUCCUAAAUAUAGAGAACAUUACUUACAAUCAGUAUGGAGUGAUGUUACAAGAGCUUUACAAAAGCAUUUUAUUGACUGUGAAUUGGACUUGGUAGAAGGUUCAAUGACAGUGAAGACUACUAGAAAAACUUUUGAUCCGGCAAUGAUUCUCAAGGCUAGGGACUUAAUAAAAUUAUUGGCGAGAUCGGUACCGUUUCCACAAGCCGUUACGAUUCUUAGAGAUGACAUAGCGUGCGAUGUUAUCAAGAUUGGAAACUCGGUUGCUAAUAAGGACAGGUUUGUCAAAAGGAGACAAAGAUUGGUGGGACCAAAUGGAAAUACACUUAAAGCUUUAGAAUUAUUGACGGGAUGUUAUAUCCUUGUCCAGGGUAAUACUGUGAGCUCUAUGGGUCCUUUUAAAGGUUUAAAAGAAGUAAGAAGAGUGGUUGAAGAUUGCAUGAAAAAUAUACACCCCAUUUAUUAUAUCAAGGAAUUAAUGAUAAAGAGGGAGUUGGCAAAGAACCCUGAGCUCAAAAAUGAGGAUUGGUCGAGAUUCUUACCAAUGUUCAAGAAAAGAAACGUUGCACGUAAAAAGAAGGCGGCCAAUGCUAAAGAGAAGAAGGUUUAUACUCCCUUCCCACCUCCUCAAGCUCCAAGAAAAGUCGACUUACAAAUUGAAAGUGGUGAAUAUUUCUUGGGUAAGAGAGAGAAGCAACGCAAAGAGCUUCAGCAGAAGCGUGAGAACCAGGAGGAAGUAUCCGAAAUUAGAAGACAAGAAAGAGACAGAGCCUUUGAAGCACCAUCAGAAGACAUACAUGAGAAUAAGCUAUUGGCUAUAGAUCUGAAAAAGGAGAAAAAGGAGAAAAAGGACAAGAAGGAAAAAAAAGAGAAAAAGGAAAAGAAAGAUAAAAGAAAAAAGCAUACACUUGAUACUGAUGAUGAGGGUUCUGAAAAGAGGCAAAAGAAAGAAUGA